UCUUUGCUGUCAAUUGAAGGCCAAUAUCUGAGCACAUUACAAAUUUCCACUCUAUUAGCUUAUAAAUAUCACAAGAUGUGCAUUGGAGACUCUCAAGCUUUUGGUUCCUGCUACUAUUAGCCAUUGCAAUCAAAGACUUCCCAAAAACUGCGGCGAAGAUGAAGUGGGGAAUGGACUCUCCAGGGAAUGGCUUCAACAGCUUUUUUAAUCUGCAAUCGAAGAAGAAUAGUCGUCGGAGUCUUUCAAGGUCAACCAGUAUGGACAAAGAUUCUAGAGAAGGUGAGCAUGCUACCGCAGUGUUAGCAGAUGCAUUUGCCAUACAAUCAAUUCAAGAAUCCAAAAAUCUUCAGAAUAAAAAUGGACUGCAGCCACAUUCUAAUGGAGCAAUCAGACGAUCUUCCUCGAACAACGCAAAAAUUCCAGGUGAAACUUCAAUGAGAAAGCCAAAGCUGGCACUAGAGACACUUUGUCCACCUCGAACUCUGAGUCGCUCAUCUUCGGAUGCUCACGAGAAUAGUGAAAAGCAUGAGAAGCUAAAAUCAGUCGUGGCUUGGGCAAAUGAGAAGAAGGAGAAAGCCAUAAAUAAAAUUGAAAAAACAAAGAGUGAAUUGGACCUGAAGUUUUCAAAAAAGCCUGCAACAUAGAAAACCAUAGAGAAUAUAUGCAAAGAUUAUGAAGAUACUGGAUUCCUUGAAGAAAAGUAUCACUAGAUUAUAGAACAAAAAUCUGAGUUUGUACUUUUGAUCUGUUUUAAUAAAGUUUACAAAAAGCUUCAUAUUAAAA
Molecule: messenger RNA, 783 nt
Organism: Mangifera indica (mango)
Lineage: Eukaryota; Viridiplantae; Streptophyta; Magnoliopsida; Sapindales; Anacardiaceae
Exons: 4
Coding region: 159-644 (161 amino acids)
Source: RefSeq, a predicted model, not a curated record